Messenger RNA from Fragaria vesca subsp. vesca, 3239 nucleotides. Its product is annotated as NHL repeat-containing protein 2-like. The transcript is spliced from 28 exons. Gene Ontology annotation, molecular function: protein binding. The record is from RefSeq and is a predicted model, not a curated record. Lineage: Eukaryota; Viridiplantae; Streptophyta; Magnoliopsida; Rosales; Rosaceae.
UAACAGAAACAACCAGUUUUGCCUCAAGCUCAAACUCCAUGGCCAUGAAGCUUCUACUCUCACCGCCCUCCUCUUCUCUCUCUCAACCCACCACCUUCUUCUCUUUACAUUCCAACUCAACCAGACCCAAACCCAUUUCAGUCCCGACCCUUCUCUUCCAAUGGACCCCAAAACGGUUCGUUUUCUCCAAGAGAAUGGUUGUCAAAGCUUGUGUGAAAGUAGAAGAGAAGAACGUUCAGGAAUCUUCUGGAAGUGAGUGGGGGAAGGUCUCUGCUGUGCUGUUUGAUAUGGAUGGAGUGCUCUGCAAUAGUGAAGAGCUUUCUAGAAGGGCCGCGGUGGAAGUUUUCGCCGAAAUGGGAGUUGAGACCACCGUGGAGGACUUUAUUCCGUUUGGAGGAACUGGUGAAGCGAAUUUUUUAGGAGGUGUUGCUUCUGUUAAGGGGGUAAAAGGAUUCGAUACCGAGGCAGCAAAGAAGAGGUUCUUUGAAAUAUAUUUGGAAAAGUAUGCAAAACCAGAUUCUGGAAUAGGAUUCCCCGGUGCCCUUGAACUUGUUACUCAGUGUAAAAGCAAAGGCCUUAAAGUUGCUGUUGCUUCUAGUGCUGAUCUAAUCAAGGUUAAGGCAAAUCUAGCUGCUGCCAACUUGCCACUGUCAUUGUUUGAUGCUAUUGUGUCAGCAGAUGCUUUUGAGAAUCUGAAACCUUCUCCUGAUAUCUUCUUGGCUGCAUCAAAGAUUUUGGAUGUAAUCCCUAGUGAGUGUAUUGUAAUUGAGGAUGCACUAGCUGGAGUGCAGGCUGCCAAAUCUGCAAAAAUGAGAUGUAUAGCUGUGAAAACUACUUUUUCAGAAGAAGCUCUAAAGAGUGCUGGUCCAUCCAUCAUUCGAAAUCAUAUAGGAAAUAUUUCACUCGAUGAUAUUCUCAGUGGUGGCUCGGAUGGCUAUAGUAUGUAGUCCUGAGAAUAUGCGCAGUCAUUUGUAUCUUCAAAUAAUGUAGAAUGUAAGACCUUUUCUACGGGUUUCAGGGUUGUUCGGCGAGAUAUAGUGAAAUAUGGAAGCUUGGGAAUUGCUUUGUCUUGCCUUGCCUUCACCAUAUCAAACUGGAAGGCAAUGCAAUAUGCAUCACCAAAAGCUAUCUGGAAUGUGAUAUUUGGGGUCAACCAGCCAUCUAUUGCACAGAAAGAAGGUGAAUCAAAGAUGGAAAGAAUCCAACAAUUUGUGAACUAUAUAUCUGACCUGGAAUCCAGAGGAGCUGCUCCUAUUGUUCCAGAAUUUCCACCAAAACUUGAUUGGUUGAAUACAGCUCCCAUCAACUUUUGGCAGGAUCUCAAAGGAAAAGUGGUUGUGCUGGACUUUUGGACCUAUUGUUGUAUAAACUGUAUGCAUGUACUGCCAGACCUAGAGUUUUUGGAAAGAAAAUACAAAGAUAUGCCGUUUGCUGUGGUGGGAGUUCAUUCGGCAAAGUUUGAUAAUGAGAAGGAUUUAGAAGCCAUUCGGAAUGCAGUAUUACGCUAUGACAUCACUCACCCAGUAGUCAAUGAUGGAGAUAUGUAUCUAUGGAGAGAGCUAGGUGUGAAUUCAUGGCCAACAUUUGCUGUUGUUGGGCCCAAUGGAAGACUUCUUGCUCAACUAUCAGGUGAAGGUCGCCGCAAGGAUCUUGAUGAUUUGGUGGAGGCAGCUCUUCUGUACUAUGGCCGAAAGAAGAUAUUGGACAAUGCACCACUUCCUUUGAGUUUGGAGAAAGAUAAUGAUCCCCGUUUGUUUACAUCUCCCUUAAAGUUUCCUGGGAAGCUAGCAGUUGAUGUCGAGAAUGAUAGGCUCUUCAUUUCAGACAGUAAUCAUAACCGCAUAGUUGUUACCGACCUAGAUGGAAAUUUUAUUGUCCAAAUUGGAAGUACAGGAGAGGAAGGUCUACGUGAUGGUUCUUUUGAUGAUGCCACCUUUAAUCGGCCUCAGGGCCUGGCUUACAACACAAAGAAAAAUCUUCUCUAUGUAGCAGAUACUGAAAACCAUGCUUUGAGGGAGAUUGACUUUGUAAACGAAACAGUGCGUACUCUAGCUGGAAAUGGAACCAAAGGCUCUGAUUACAGAGGGGGAGGAAAAGGAAGCACUCAGCUACUUAACUCUCCAUGGGAUGUCUGCUAUCAUCCAGUGAAUGAGAAAGUUUAUAUUGCAAUGGCCGGCCAACAUCAAAUUUGGCAACUUGAUAUAGUUGAUGGGGUUACUAGAGCUUUUAGUGGUGAUGGUUAUGAAAGAAAUCUGAAUGGAUCAAGCGCUUCAAGCACAUCGUUUGCACAGCCUUCUGGAAUUUCAUUAUCUUCUGAUAUGACGGAGCUGUAUAUUGCUGAUAGUGAGAGUAGUUCUAUCAGGGUUCUUGUUCUAAAAACAGGAGGAUCGAGAUUGCUAGCCGGUGGUGAUCCAGUUUAUUCAGACAACUUGUUUAAGUUUGGGGACCAUGAUGGAAUAGGUUCUGAAGUACUUCUUCAACAUCCACUCGGUGUCUUGUGUACAAAAGACGGUCAAAUCUAUAUCGCGGAUAGCUAUAAUCACAAGAUAAAAAAGUUAGAUCCAGCUAGUAAAAGAGUCAGUACCUUAGCAGGGACAGGGAAAGCUGGUUUCAAGGAUGGAACAGCUCUUGAAGCUCAGCUUUCAGAGCCAUCAGGAAUCAUUGAAGCGAAAAAUGGGAGACUCUUCAUAGCCGAUACAAACAACAGUCUAAUCAGAUAUAUUGACUUAAGCAACAAAGAACCUGCCCUUCUUACUUUGGAGCUAAAAGGGGUUCAACCUCCCACAGUAAAAUCGAAGUCUUUGAAACGCCUCAGAAGGCGCUCAUCAGCUGACACACAGACCGUUACAGUUGAUGGUGGUUCAUCCAAUGAGGGCAACCUCUCUAUUAAAAUAUCAUUACCUGAAGAGUAUCAUUUUUCAAAGGAAGCUCGCAGUAAGUUUAGUGUUGAAACUGAGCCUGAAACUGCGGUUCUUGUUGAUCCCUCGGAGGGAUAUCUUAGUCCAGAAGGAUCAGCAGUACUUCAUUUUAGGAGACCCUCUCCCUCAGCUUCUGUGGGGAGAAUUAAUUGCAAGGUGUACUAUUGCAAAGAAGAUGAGGUAUGUUUAUACCAAUCCUUAUUAUUCGAGGUACCAUUUCAUGAGGAAGUUCCAGAAUCCAACCCAGAAGAAAUCACACUUUCCUACCUUGUAAAGCCCAGAACUUCAACAAACAGCUUACAGCUACCAGCUGCACGCUGA